Molecule: messenger RNA, 995 nt
Organism: Amphibalanus amphitrite
Lineage: Eukaryota; Metazoa; Arthropoda; Thecostraca; Balanomorpha; Balanidae
Product: gem-associated protein 6-like
Exons: 4
Coding region: 326-889 (187 amino acids)
Biological process (GO): spliceosomal snRNP assembly; spliceosomal complex assembly
Cellular component (GO): nucleus; SMN complex
Source: RefSeq, a predicted model, not a curated record
GUCCUGGAUGUUAGUGCUGACUCAUGACUGGAGUUUAAUUAGAGGUUGCGACCUCAACAACCUUGGCCUUUUACUUUGGUGUAAUAUCAGCAUGUAUACCAGCUUAAGCAUGCAGAUAUAAGAACAGCAUUGUAAUUUAACAUAUUUUGCGUGAAUGCAGCGCUUUGAGGUGGCUCGGUCUCUGUUUUUAUGAGCAGGAGCAUGCCUGCCAUCUGAUUGGUCAAAUUUACAUGUAAUGGUAGGUACUGUGUGUUGCGAUAAGAACCGAAGAAACGCCAACAUCCAACAAUAGCAGUGAACUUCUGUAUAUGGCUAUCAGAACAGUAUGACCACUGUUGAAGAGCUUGAUGAUCACCCAGUGUUCAAAAAUGACCCAAUUAAACUGCAGAGUAUGCUGUACAGGGAAGUUGAGCUGACUACUUGUGAUGGCCGUGUUCACAAUGGCAGGGUUUUGACCAUUGACCCUGUCUCAGAAAGCUGGGUGCUGGUCAGUGGUCUGGAGGCCCGCAGCCCCACCGUGGAGCUGGUGUUCGGUCACGGUGUGACGGCCUCUCGCACCCUCAGCGCAGAGUGUGACGAGCGGACCCGCCGGGCCAUGGACUCCCUGCUCCGCACCCAGACGGUGGAGCAGAGCGCGCUCUCGCCCGGCGCACUGCGCGCCCGGCGUGAUCACGUGGUCGGCUGGCUGCGGCGCCACCGUCUGCCGGUGGAGGUGGGCGCCGAUCACGUGACGGUGGCCGGCGUGGCCACGCUGCACGCGCCGUACACGGCCGACCAGUGCGUCUGCGCCAACGAGCUGGUGCUGCAGCGGCUGGACGCCCUGCUGCGGGCCGCGCCGCCGCCGGACGGAGCGGAACACCCGGCAGGAGAGCCGCCAGAGGUCAGCUGACGCGCCGCGCCGCGCUGGGAGCUGGCCGAGCGGGAGGGGGUCUCACUGCUGGGGAAGCGAUCGUGCCAUUGUCAUUUGUACUUUUUGUCAAACAAUAUAACUGAUU